AUGGGAGACUACGACCUUAUACUCACAGGUGUCCUCCUGCUCGGUCUCUUCUUCAACACAUACCUCUAUGGAAUCUGCACGUAUCAAUUUGUGGCCUACAUGCAAUCUAAGUUUUGCGAUCCUUGGUGGAUUCGAUCCGUUGUUGGAGCUCUCUUUGUUAUCGACACAUUGCACAGUGCAGUGUACAACUUGUCGUUUGUUCGUGGCAUCAGGGCUGAUUCUCAUAGGGCUGUCGUGUCUAACUACGGAAACCCGGCCAGUUUAGGAUAUGUUGGCUGGACCAUCCCCUUCACGGCUGUCGCGACGUCUCUGACCGCGAUUGUCUCUCAAAUCUUUCUGGCCCACAGGGUAUAUCUUCUCACCAACAGCGAAGCGCUGUUUUGUUCCAUCUCUUUCUUGUCGGUGCUAGGCUUUGUCUUUGGCUGCGUUGCUGGCAUCAAGUCUGGGAUUAUCGACGAAGUAGCCAAAUUUGGUCCCAUAGCGGCAUAUGUCACCGUCUGGCUUGGUCAGGAAAACGGGUCUCAUCGAAUCCAUCUCACGCAUCCUCCAGCGUUCCAGACGAGCGCGGAUAUAGCCAUCACCAUGUGCCUUACCAUUUCGUUGACACGUUCCAAGACUGGCUUCCGGGCCACAGACAGUGUCAUCAAUAAGCUCAUCGGAGGAGCCAUCAGGACGGGGUUGUUCGCUUCAAUGUUUGCAUUCGGAGAUUUGUUUUCGUUCCUUCUGCACCGAAACACCAACCUGUAUGCGAUGUUUGCAUACCCGAUUGGGCGCAUUUAUACCAAUACCUUGCUUCAUACCCUCAAUGCACGCGUGGCCCAGAUUCGCGAGACAACACACUCUGCACCGAUCACCCAUGUCACCUCGGUUUUUGUUCGAAAGGAAGUCGCUACCGACGAAGGCUCUGAAGAGAGACUGGAGUAG
Molecule: messenger RNA, 924 nt
Organism: Mycena citricolor
Lineage: Eukaryota; Fungi; Basidiomycota; Agaricomycetes; Agaricales; Mycenaceae
Source: the annotation of a GenBank genome assembly